Molecule: messenger RNA, 327 nt
Organism: Opisthorchis viverrini
Lineage: Eukaryota; Metazoa; Platyhelminthes; Trematoda; Opisthorchiida; Opisthorchiidae
Exons: 1
Coding region: 1-327 (108 amino acids)
Source: RefSeq, a predicted model, not a curated record
AUGACGGGCGAUUGGCGCUUCUUAUCAAUUGAUGCGAAGUUACGAGUCACAACCGGUUCACACGUACAGCCGAGUCUGAAACCUGAAUACCCUUGUUUCAACGUGCUUGCACUACAAGCACAUGGUGGUGAACGCAGUUCUCCUUCUAAUCGUCUCAAACACCCAGCCAUGCAACGUGUUGACAGGCAGACACGCCUCAAAAUAUACACGGUGCGGGAUAGCGUUAUUCGAUUCCGUGAUUUACGAGGUCCGUGUUUCAACAACAGUUUCCAAAAAGACAAGAUCAACACUACAACUACUACAAGAUGUCCGAGAGGGACAAAAUAA